This is a messenger RNA of Vigna unguiculata (cowpea), 950 nucleotides long. Its product is annotated as Ribosomal L18p/L5e family protein. The record is from RefSeq and is a predicted model, not a curated record. Gene Ontology annotation, molecular function: structural constituent of ribosome; 5S rRNA binding. NCBI's taxonomy places the organism in Eukaryota, Viridiplantae, Streptophyta, Magnoliopsida, Fabales, Fabaceae. Gene Ontology annotation, biological process: translation. Gene Ontology annotation, cellular component: ribosome.
AUGAAAAGAAAAAGUAAAAAUAAGUUUAUAUGAGAUGAAGGAGAGAGAAAGAAAGAGAGAGAGAGAGAGAGAGAGAGAGAGAGAUGGGUUGCAUCGUGAAUCUCAACAGCGCAGCAACCGCUUCACUUCGGUUGACCUCUCCGACUGAAGGCGACAAGAAGGAGCGUGGAUUUUGUUGUUUUCCCCGUCGCCGCCACCGUCGUCAUCAUCAGUUCCGACCCCCUUCCGUUCCAACCGCCACCAAUUCCCGUUCCCAUUCUCUGACCGUCACCAAUGAAGCGCUCAAUGUUAUGAUUUCUGGGGCUCCCGCUUCUGCCAAAGCCACCCAGUGCCACCUAAUCGCCGACAAGAUGGUCAAGGAUCGUGGUUGGCUUUUGGAUGCUUAUCCCAGGAGCUUGUCUCAGGCCACUGCACUUAAGGGAUUUGGGUUUCAGCCUCAUACUUUUCUUCUUCUAGAGGAUUCUUUCAUUCGAGCUGCCUAUACCCGAAGAUCUCGUGGUGAAGCUGCAAAGAAGCCGAACAGGAAAUCAUGGAAGCAGAGGACAGAUAUGUACAUGAGACCAUUCUUGUUAAAUGUUUUCUUCUCAAAAAGAUUUAUUCAUGCAAAAGUGGUACACCGUGGAACGAGCAAAGUCAUAUGUGUCGCCACCACAAACGCCAAGGAUCUUCGAACCUCCCUUCCAUCCUUGAUAGAUCAUAACGCAUGUAGAGUGGUUGGAAGGCUUAUUGCUGAGCGAUCAAUGGAAGCUGAUGUAUUCGCAGUGGCGUAUGAACCCAGAAAGGAUGAAAGAAUUGAAGGUAGACUAGGGAUAGUUCUUGACACUAUUAAGGAAAACGGGAUUAUUUUUAUUUGACCUCAUUUUUAACUACUUGUAGUGUAACAAAUAUUGUUUUAUUGUUUAUGGUUCAUUUCUGCAUUAAUUUCCUAGUUGAUGAAUUAUGAUUUUGUU